CUAAGAACCACUUCGAAUAAUAUUGAGAUUUUUGAUGAACAAAACUAUGAAUCCAAACUAGCGAAAUAUAGAAGAUACGUAGAGAUCCAGACGAUUCAAGGUGAACUUCCAUUACAAUGGGAAACAUUUUUGCUGAACCAGCUGAAAACGACAACCAACCUUCGAGCUUAGGUCAAACUGCUUUAGAAAGAUUGCGGGAUCAGCUAGAGUGUCCAAUCUGCUAUAAAGACUACUCUUCCGUUCCACCAAAUCCACCAAAGAUUCUUCGCUGUGGACACAGUUUUUGUGCUAUAUGUAUCGGAAGGUUGAAAACUUACAACAGCAUAAAAUGUCCCCUUUGUCAAAAACAAACCACCAGUAAUGGAAGAAGAAGGAAUUUACCGGAUAACUUCUUGGCAAAACAAAUCCUUGAAUCAGUCGAUGAAGUGUCAAAAAUAAAUUCUACACACAGACGUUGCAGUACAUGUUCGAGGGAACAGGUGCAGAUAUCCACAAACGAUCAGAGCACAAUGACCAACAAAAAGCCUACUUCUGACAAAUCUACUAUGACAUUACCUGAGACAAACAGGACAUUACAAAGAAUCAAACAGCAAGCACUGAAUUUCAUUAUAUUUCCUUUUGUUUUGCAUGUUUUGUGCUAUUGUAUUGAACAGUUUGUCGAUUUAGUGCAUUUUGUAUCCACGAGCACUUGGCAUUACGAC
Messenger RNA from Owenia fusiformis, 701 nucleotides. The record is from the annotation of a GenBank genome assembly. NCBI's taxonomy places the organism in Eukaryota, Metazoa, Annelida, Polychaeta, Sabellida, Oweniidae.